Messenger RNA from Symbiodinium natans, 3198 nucleotides. The record is from the annotation of a GenBank genome assembly. NCBI's taxonomy places the organism in Eukaryota, Dinophyceae, Suessiales, Symbiodiniaceae.
AUGCCAUCCGAGACAGAUUCAGCAGGAUCAUUGGCUGGACAGCCAGAAGAAGUCGGAGGCAUUGCCAGAAAGGUGCUAGUUCUGCCUUGCCUGGUAUGGUUCCUCUGCGAGUCCAGCAUUGCAGCCUUGGCAAUGGUCGAUCACACGCAUUGGGGCCAGCUGCAUUCACGCGGGUCCUUCCGCGCCCUUGUGUCUGCCAUUCCAGCCUUGCCCGCUGGGGUCCUUCCACGGCGCCGGCUGUGGAAGCGGCUGCUCCUUGGAGCGAUGGAGCUUCGCGGACAAGGCUUGAAGUACGAGCAGCUUUGCGAACUUCAGGGCCAGGCAGACGCUGAAAUCCAGCGAGAUGUCGGGCGGACGUUUCCAGAAAGGUUUGAUGAAGCCAGCCAGCAGGCGCUUUUCCGCGUGCUGCGGGCAGUGUCUCAUCGUGUUGAGGAUAUCGGUUACUGUCAGGGGAUGAACUUCAUCGCAGGGGUGAUGCUCUGCGUGUUCCGGUCCGGCGGAAACAAGGCCGCGGAGACCGUUGCGUAUCACUGCGUGUUGUCCAUGCUUCUCCGACAUGGGAUGAAUCAGUACUUCGGCGAUGGUUUUCCAAAGCUCCGCCUGAGUGCACUCCAGUUUGAUUGCCUGCUUGAGGCUUACUUGCCGGAUCUUGCGGCGACUUUUGAUCGCUUCAACAUCAGUGCCGAGUUCUAUGCGACGCAGUGGUUCUUGACACUCUUCGCCUACUCACUUCCUUUUCCGCAACUGCUCAGGGUGGUAACCUCAGUGCCUGCUCGCAGCAUGAGGGCCCGUGUGCGACAUGCAGCACAGGUUUGGGAUCAGUUCUUGUGCCGUGGAAUGAAGCUGGGAUCUCGGGUGCGACGUUUGCUGCAGACCACGCUCGCAGUUUUCACGAGAGCACGGAUGUGCAAGGUUUGCUGGUUCAGAAGCUCCAAGGCGAAGAGAUGUGCAGAGAUGCGUGACUUGAUUGCCAUCAGCUGUGCUGGGCUCAAGGCCUCACGCAUAGGAGCCGCCCAUAGCCCGCCCCUGAAUACGCAUGAUGCAGACAUGCUUGCAUCCAUCCUGGGCCCAGCUCUCCGGAAGAAGAGGAAGAAACUGCCGGCAGUGCCAGUAUCAACGGCCCUGAAGUUUGGAGCCCUGGUUUUUGGACUGCACGCCGUGGCCUGGGGUCCUAGUCGGACAUUUAUUUACCACCCAUCGCAAAGGCGUGCCAAGAGGACCUCUUGUCGUGCUCACGCAAGUCUCCUUCACCAGGGCAGCCAGCUGUUGUCUGGAAAGAAUAAGUGGCUGGGAGGUGUGCUAGGCCUGGACGACAACAUCUACUGUAUACCUUGCAACAAAGAUGUGGUCCUACAAAUUUCCACAAAAGACGAUGAGAUAUCUACGUUCGGAGCCUUCCCAGACACUGGCACAUUCAAAUGGUCACGGGGUCUGAUGGCAGGCAACGGCAACAUCUACGGUAUUCCAGCCCGAGCAGAGUCGGUUCUAAAGAUUUCACCUGCAACGAAGGAGGUUUGUACGUUCGGCUGCCUGCCCAAGGGCAAGUGGAAAUGGCAUGGGGCUGUUGUUGCACCAGAUGGGGCCAUCUAUUGCAUUCCAGCUGAAGCAGAAGCGGUUCUGCGAAUUGAUCCUGAGAGCGACACUGCCGAGCUCAUAGGGGACAAAAUGCCUGGACGAUGGAAAUGGUAUGGAGGUCUAUUGGGUUCUGACGGCUGCAUCUAUGGCAUGCCCUACCAUGCUAACAGCGUGCUGAAGAUAAGCCCCGAGACAGGCAAAGUGACGACAAUCGGCAACUUGCCUGAUGGCAGCUGGAAUUGGCACGGCGGCGUUGUGGGCGUGGAUGGAGCCAUAUAUGGCAUCCCUGCUCAUGCAGAGUCAGUUCUGAAGGUCGUUCCUGCCACUGGCGAGGUCAAGACCAUAGGAGGCCCGUUUCAUGGGAAGUACAAGUGGCUUGGCGCUGUACUCGGCAGCGAUGGCUGCAUCUACGGCAUCCCGUACAACGCGCAGACGGUCAUGAAGAUCUCUCCCGGGGUGGAGGACGUCGAGUUGAUCGACGUGCCACUCAAAGGAAGGAACAUGUGGCAGGGUGGCGUGCUUGGGCCGGAUGGAGCUGUGUACUUCAUCCCGAGAUGGGCCCAGCACGUCUUGAGAGUCAAGGAUGGUAAGGUGUCCGUCGUCAGCGGCGACCCAAUUCCCGGUUGGAACAAGUUUCAAGGAGGCGUGCUGGCUCGCGAUGGCUGCAUGUACGGAGCAUCGCAGGAGGUGAGCAUCGUGCGGUCUGCGGAGAGCCGCCUCCCGUCCCACUUGUCAGUCGCGACCAUGGCUGGGCAUCCCUUCUGGCUAACCCGAGCUGGAUGGCGCAUGCGAAAACAAACAGAGUAUCAGGCCCGGCCAGCGCUGUUGGGGCAAUCUUUUGACUGCACCAUCCAGAGGCUGCGCUGCCUUUGCCAGCUGUCGGAGCUCUCGCCGGAGGCACUGGUCAAGUCCGCCCUGGACUUCAAGGUUACCAAUCGCCUUCUCAGUGACCUGGAGCAAGCGAUUACAACACCGGCAUCUAGCAGCGGGCGAGGCACUUUGCCAAGCUGCUUCUUGGAGAGGGACCUUGACCGCGGCACGACCCAUUGCCGCUUCCUUCCAUGCAAAGAAGGCCCGGAUGGUGGCACGCCAAAAUCCAGACCCGCCAAAGUUGUGGAUCUGGCAUUUUGGGAGGCCACCCUUCCGGCACCGCGCGUUCCAGCAGAUCCACUGACUCCGGUUGCAGCUCGCGCAGCUCAAAGCCCUGAGGCUCCAAAAGUGGCCAAUGCAUCCGGGGCGACGUCCCAGCUGAAGUCCUUCGCGAAGAAGUCGCAGAAGGUCUUCAGCAAGGUCCGGCCACCUGCAGUCACCCUGAGCCUGCACCGAGGCAAGGGGGCGAGUAGCUCGUCGAAGGCUUCAGCGAACCAGACCCGGCCCAAUGCAUUUGAGGCAACAGAAGCCGGGGCCCUGCUGGAGCCUUGCAAGGAGGAGUCCAGUCGGAACUCAAGAGCAUCCUCCGUGCCGAUACGCUCCCGGGCAUUUGGUCGCCGAGAUGCGCCGGCGCCGGCUGCCAAGGUUCUCGAAGCUCCUCUUCCAGAGCCGUUCUCACCUCCGCCCAGGAGGCCAUGGGGCUUCUCGUCCUUGAGACCCGGCAGACGCAAGCAUUCACCCACUGCAAGGUGA